AUGGACUGCGAAAAAUUAAUACGUUUGGUCCAUGAAAGAAGGAGCUCAUGGGAUCCUAGCAGUAAAUCGCAUCAUAACAGAGACGUCGCAAGACGUCUCUGGGAUGAAAUCGCUGUAUUAUUAAAAAAUACAAAUGAAAAGGACACGCCGAGUGAUGUAUCUGAAUCUAUUGAAAAGACAUAUUCUGAAGUACAAAUAGACGAAGAAAACACAACAGCUAAAAAUAUUGAAACGGUGGAUUCAAAUACGAACAAUGAUAAAACUCACAAUAGCAAUAAAUAUCAUAAAGAAGCUUCUUUAUGCUCAUCUGAUUUUUUAAAAACCUAUAUGGAACCCAGUAAUAAUGUGGCUAAUUUAGUUAUCAUUGAACGUAAGAGACAAUGCAAGGAAAACAGAGAACGUCUAAAGCCCAUCAAUAAUUCAAUAAUUUUUCUGGGACAACAGAAUAUUGCCUUGAGAGGGCAUCGUGAAAACAAUAAUCUUACAAAUACCACAUCUUCCUCUUCAACUAUAAAUCAGGGUAAUUUUCUUGAACUAUUAAAAUUUAGAAUAUCUGCUGGAGAUCAAAUAUUAGAAAAUCAUCUGAAAACCACUCAUUCUAAGGCGACUUAUUUAUCACAUUCUAUUCAAGAACAAAUUAUUCAAUGUUGCCGUUAUGAAAUCAUUUCUUUUAUUUUGAAAGAAGUAAAAAAUACUAGAUAUUUUAGUAUCAUAUUUGAUGAAACAACAGAUAUUAGUAAUAUUUCUCAGAUGAGCCUUUCUCUUAGAUAUAUUGAUAGCAAUCACAGAGUUCAAGAAAAAUUUAUACAUUUUCUUGAUUGUCAUGAAUAUGUGUAUGGACAAGGUAAACGUAGAGCGAUCAUGUCAACUAAUAACAUUGACAAUGAAUCAGAUGAUAAUUUAUGUGAUUUUGAUCCCAAUAAAAAACUAGAACCAAAACUAUCUGGGGAAAUAUUAGGUGAUACUGUAGUUUCUAUAUUAAAAGAAAUGUCUAUAGAACUUAAAGACUGUGUAGGAAUUGGUACUGACGGUUGUACGGUCAUGACUUCAACAAUACAUGGAGCGGUUCAACAAAUUAAAAAAUCUGCAAACAACGCUAUUCAUAGUCCUUGUUCCAGUCAUUCACUGAACCUUUCCAUAUCUAAAUCAUCAAAUGUGCAAUCAUUGAGAAAUAGACAAAAUCGUACUUUAACAAGUCUUUGUGAAACGAGGUGGAUCGAACGAUACGAUAGUGUUAUUCAAUUUCAAAUAUGUUUACCAGAAAUCAUUGAGUCCCUAGAAGCUAUUUCUGAAUGGAAUGAUCUUACUUCUUCAACCAAAUCCAAAAUUCUAUUGACUGGAAUGUCUAGCAGAGCUUUACAAGGAGUUGAACAAGAUGUAGUUGCUGCAUUUGAUUGUAUCAAAUCUGUCAUCAAUAAUCUUAGUGAAAAAAUAAAAAAUUGUGAAGAUGUAUUUAAAGGUAUAUUUAAAGAAGCUAAAACUGCUAUGGAGAAAUUAGACAUUGAGAUCAAAUUACCUAGAACUACAAACAAACAAAGAAAUAGAGCUAAUACACCUGCCGWUUCUCCCGAACAAUAUUACUUGAGAACAUUAUUCAUACCGCUAACUGAAAACAUAUUGGAAGAUUUACGAGAACGAUUUAUUAAUAAAAAAAAUGAAUCUUUAUUAUUAUUAGUUCAACUUAUACCAUCCUACAUCUUAAAAAUAUCAAAUAAAACUUCAGAAACCAUUAUUGAAACAGUAAUAAAAAACUAUAACUAUUAUUUAAAAACAAAUGCUGUCACUCUCAAAGGAGAAAUUGAGUUUUGGAAAACCAAAUGGCUGAGUUCAGACAAAAAUACUGAUGAAGAAUUUGAACCUCCAAAAACUGUAUGGGCAUCAUUAGAUAAUUGUCCGCCAAUAAUAUUUCCAACAAUUCACAACAUUCUACUGAUAUUAGGGACCCUUCCCGUAAGUGUUGCUACAGCUGAACGCAGCUUUUCGACGUUUCGCAGGUAUAAUUAUUAUUGCUUAGCUUGCUUGCAAAUAAAUUUUAAUACUGCCUUUGCUUUUGCACAUUUGAUUAAAAACAUGGUUGCGGUCACAAAUUGGUUAAGAUAG
Messenger RNA from Diuraphis noxia (Russian wheat aphid), 2100 nucleotides. RefSeq names its product 52 kDa repressor of the inhibitor of the protein kinase-like. The record is from RefSeq and is a predicted model, not a curated record. NCBI's taxonomy places the organism in Eukaryota, Metazoa, Arthropoda, Insecta, Hemiptera, Aphididae.